This is a messenger RNA of Symbiodinium necroappetens, 803 nucleotides long. The record is from the annotation of a GenBank genome assembly. NCBI's taxonomy places the organism in Eukaryota, Dinophyceae, Suessiales, Symbiodiniaceae.
ACGUCCGUGGCAUCCUCGACCUCGCUGAAGAGCCCUUCGCAGGGUGCUGGAGUGGCGAAGCAGAUCUGCCGGUGUGGCACCACUGUGCUUUUCCCCGCCGGCGUUCUCAGCAGAACAUGCUGGAAUUGUGGCAGGCAACUGGUCACCGAUGGAUUGAGCGAGACACCAAACGGUGCCAAGCUGGAAGUCCGGGUCUCGCCGCAACUUUCUGCGCCUACGCAGCUCCAGCGGCCCACAGGUCUGCCACCCGUUGUGCCAGAACCACCUCCGACGAAGACCUACGCCAAUCAGGCGCAGGCUGCUCAGGCAGCCCCAGGAGCUUUCGCCAUCGGAGCACUCUUCUUCGUGGUGGGCUUGCUGCUUGCCUCUCUGCUUGUCAACGCGGCCCUGUACCAGAAUUGGCUCGGCACAGGCGGCGCCCCCGCGCCCAGUCCUGAUCGCUCCGCCUCGCUGUACGAACGAAGCCAUUUAGACGACAUCCGUGGCGUCGACACGGACGGUGACGGGGUCCCGGAUCAUCAUGACUUUUGUCCGGGCCAAAAGAAGGAGGGCGGCCAGUCGCGCUGGAUCUCCGGAAGGGCCUCGGACUUUGAUGGCGACGGUUGCGAGGACGGAGUCGAGGAUCAAGACCGGGACAACGACGGAGUCGAGGACAAAAUGGACAGGUGUCCUUUCUCUCCUCAGCAGUACAACUUCGUGUCGGACGCUCUGAACGACUUUGACGGGGACGGCUGCAAGGAUGGCGUGGAGGAUCAGGAUGAUGAUGGCGACGGGGUGGCCAAUGACGAAGAUGAGUGCACGAG